Silurus meridionalis is the source of this 891-nucleotide messenger RNA. RefSeq names its product mast cell protease 1A-like. The transcript has 5 exons. Gene Ontology annotation, molecular function: serine-type endopeptidase activity. The coding region runs from base 42 to 818 and encodes 258 amino acids. Gene Ontology annotation, biological process: proteolysis. Lineage: Eukaryota; Metazoa; Chordata; Actinopteri; Siluriformes; Siluridae. The record is from RefSeq and is a predicted model, not a curated record.
AGGAGGAACAGGUCUGUGCCUCAGUGUGUUUAGGUAUCAGAAUGAAGACGCUGCACAUUUUGCUGCUUAGUGCAGCUUCCUGCAUCAUUGCUUUUACUGCCGCACACGGAGAGGAAAUCAUCAACGGCCAGAAAGCCGAGAAGAACUCACUGCAGUUCAUGGGGUCUGUGCAGAAGAACAAGAAGCACCAAUGUGGAGGAUUCCUCAUACACCAAAGCUUCGUGCUCACUGCUGCACACUGUAAAAUCAGUCUCAGUGAGCUUAGUGUGGUCUUGGGGACUCACAACAUCAAUCCGCAAAACAAAAAGCUGAGAAGAUACGCGGUGAAAAGCAUGCACAUGCACGAAUCAUACGUGAAAAGUCCCGGGAACGGGUAUGACAUCAUGCUACUGAAGCUUGCAGAGAAAGUCAAGGUGAAUAAUGAGGUGAAAAUCUCCAAAAUCCCAAAAAAACGCCGAAAGAUCAAACCCAACACCAAGUGCCAGGUCGCAGGAUGGGGAAAAACCAAAAAAAAUGAAAAAUCAGUGAACAAACUCCUGGUGACCAACGUGUCAACUAUAGAUAUUGAAAUCUGUAAGAAGAAGUGGAAUAAAGUGUUAAAACUUCCACCUAACGUUCUGUGUGCAGGAGGCUACAAGACCGAUAAAGGGGCGUGUCAGGGGGAUUCUGGUGGGCCUCUGGUGUGCAGUGGUGAGGCAGUGGGCAUCGUGUCCUUCAAUAAAAAUAAUAAUUGCACCUAUCCAGACGUCCCUAAUGUCUACACCGAUAUCGCAUCAUACGCAACCUGGAUUAAGGAUGUGAUCAACAAAUACGCUUAAAGAUUUUUCAAGAUGUUUUGAUGUAAUUGUGGAGAAAAAUCUGAUCCUAAAUAAAGAUACAGAUGCAGAAAAA